AUGGAACCUGUAUUGAAUUACACUUAUGUAAAAACUAGAAAGGAUUUUGGACAACAAGCCAGGUUUUGUGAAGUUCCAGCAUUAAUGUUAGAUUCGAUUGAUCCAAAUAAACUUGAACAAAAACUAUAUUGUCUACGAAAUCCAGCUAAUAAUAAAAGUCAGACAGUUACAAAAUUUUCUGAACACUAUGUCAAUACACCAAAAAUUAUAUUUCGUGAUCAAGGAGUUAACCAUAUUGAAGGUGGUUGGCCGAAGGACAUACAUUUUUGUGAUGAAGAAGCCACUUCUAGAUACCGCAGGCGUUUUGAACGUGAUGAUUCUUAUGUAAAUGCAAUUUUUAAUUCUUAUGAUGGAUUAAAAUAUCUCAUUGAACAAAAUAAUACAAUAGAAAUGUAUAAUAUUUAUUUUAAGGAAUUUAAUUCCGAAAAACCGGUAGAGAAAUAUUUCAUGCGUAAGGCUGUUGUUUUUGAUGAUCCCGACAAACGACCAGUUGCAUCUAUUGGUUGGACUUAUGAAGAUGAUUCUAAAAUUGUGGUUGCAUAUUGUAAUAAAAAAUAUCAUGUUAAAGAACCAGUAAAUAAAAAUACAACAUGUUUAAUUUGGGCUGUAGAUAAUCCUGCAGAAGCUUUAACUGAUAUUAUUCCUCCAUCAUUUUGCUGGAGAAUUGCAUGCUCUCCUUCAAACUCAAGUGAAAUCAUUGGAGGUCUUCAAGAUGGUAGAGUUUGUAUAUUUGAUAUUCGUGCCAAAAAGGAACCUACUGCCAUUAGCCCAAUACAUUUAGCUCACAGAGACCCUGUCAGUGCUCUCUUAUAUAUUAAUUCUCGAUUAAAUAACGAAUUUUUUAGUGGUUCAAGUGACGGACAGUGCAAGUGGUGGGAUGUACGAAAUUUAUCAAGACCAACAGAUACCCUUGUACUGUCUAUACAAAUUCCUUCAAGCCCGGAUGACGGUCUUAUGAAAACAGAAGGUAUAAGUGCAAUGCAAUUCGAUAGAGCAUUUACUACAAAAUUUUUAUGUGGAACUGAUACAGGGUAUGUAAUAAAUGUCAAUCGUAAAGGUAGAAAUCAUGGGGAAGUAAUGAGUGCUAUUUUCUCAGCUCAUAAAGGUUCAGUUAAGUCAGUUGAACGCAAUCCUUUUAUAUCAAAAAUAUUUAUGACAUGUGGUGACUGGACCUCAAAUAUUUGGAGUGAUGACAUACAUUCUUCACCAAUUAUUUUUGGCACAUCACAUCCAAUGCAAGUUUCAGGAGUAGCAUGGUGUCCACAAAGAGUUUCAAGUUACGUGUCAAUCUGCCAUGAUGGUAAAAUUCGUUACUGGGAUCUUUUACGAAAGUAUUACGAGCCCAUAGCUGUUUUACCUAUUUCUAAGUAUCCAUUAUUAAAUGUAAGGCCAAACGAAGAAGGAAACCUAGUUGCCGUGGGAGACACAAAAGGAUCGUUGUGUCUUAUAUCUUUAUCUGAUAAUAUGGUUUACUCUGGUGAACGAGAUAGGAGUCUAAUGGUACAACAUUUUGAUCGCGAAGCUCGAAAAGAGCAUAUUCUAGAAACUCGAGUUAAGGAAAUACGAUUAAAGCUGAGAUUAGAAACACAAUUAGUAGGUGCUUCGAUACUUCAGAAAGUUGAUGAAGAAACUGUAAUACACAAUGCUGAAGACGAGUACAGAAAAAGUGUGGAAAAAGAAUUUCAACAAUAUGAAACCGUGCCGACUACUCGUCGAAAAAAUCAUUAA
This is a messenger RNA of Nymphalis io (European peacock), 1728 nucleotides long. Its product is annotated as dynein intermediate chain 3, ciliary-like. Gene Ontology annotation, biological process: cilium movement; outer dynein arm assembly. The transcript has a single exon. Gene Ontology annotation, molecular function: dynein heavy chain binding; dynein light chain binding. The coding region runs from base 1 to 1728 and encodes 575 amino acids. Lineage: Eukaryota; Metazoa; Arthropoda; Insecta; Lepidoptera; Nymphalidae. The record is from RefSeq and is a predicted model, not a curated record. Gene Ontology annotation, cellular component: outer dynein arm.